This is a messenger RNA of Aureococcus anophagefferens, 1449 nucleotides long. RefSeq lists its product as hypothetical. The record is from RefSeq and is a predicted model, not a curated record. The annotation marks the transcript as partial. NCBI's taxonomy places the organism in Eukaryota, Pelagophyceae, Pelagomonadales, Pelagomonadaceae. The transcript is spliced from 2 exons.
UCCUUCACGGAGCGCAUCAUCACGACGCUCGCGGACUUUGCCUACUCGGUCUUCGCCAUCGACGUCGACGGCGACGGCGACGUCGAUGUCUUGUCGGCGUCCUUCAGCGACGACACGGUCGCCUGGUACGAGAACGACGGGUCCCAGUCCUUCACCGAGCGCGUCAUCACGACGCUCGCGGAGUGGGCCUGCUCCGUCUUCGCGAUCGACGUCGACGGCGACGGCGACGUCGACGCGCUCUCGGCGUCCUACCACGACGACACGAUCGCGUGGUACGAGUACGACGCGGGCGAGGACGACGAGCCCCCCGUCUUUGCCAAGCACGUCAUCACGACGCUCGCGGACGAGGGCAACACUGUUUUCGCGGUCGACCUCGACGGUGACGGCGACGUCGACGCGCUCUCGGCGUCCUACAACGACGACACUGUCGCCUGGUACGAGAACGACGGGUCCCAGUCGUUCGCGCGGCGCAUUAUUACGAACUCGGCAGACGCCGCUAUUUCUGUCUUCGCGAUCGACGUCGACGGCGACGGCGACGUGGACGCGCUGUCGGCGUCCCGCGACGACGACACGGUCGCGUGGUACGAAAACGACGGCUCCCAGUCCUUCACCGACCGCGCCAUCUCGAACUCCGCGGACGGCCGCGGCGGCGUCUACGCGAUCGAUCUUGACGGCGACGGCGACGUCGACGUGCUCUCGGCAUCGCAGUAUGACGACACGGUCGCGUGGUACGAGAACGAGUGCGGCCCGCACGCGCCGUCCCCGUCCCCGACGCCCCGCCCCACGGCCUUAUGCACGAGCGUCACCUUCGCCGAGCGCGUCAUCACCGACUCGGCGGACGGCGGCAACUCUGUUUUCGCGAUCGACGUCGAGCUCGUCGACGGGCUCGGCGCGGAGGCGUCCCGCGUCGCCGGCCUCGACGAGCCCGUGGAGCUCAGCUUCGACGCGGACGCCGGCGACGCGGCCGCGUGCGUGACCUGGGACGGCGUCGCCUGGGUCGCCGACGCGAACGUGACGCUGACCGCGAGCGACGCGUCCAGCGCGUCCUGCGCGUCGACGCACCUGUCGUGCUUCGCCGUCGCGGCCGUCGUCGUCGGCGGGUCGUCGUCGGACUCGCUCUGCCGGCGGCUCCGCGCGGCCGCGGGGAGCGGCCUCUACGGGUCGCGGUCCUACAAGGCGUGGCUGCUGGCGCAGCUCGUGGGCUGGGCCGCCCUCGGCCUCUUCGCGGCGGACCAGGCCGCGGGCCUCUGGGUCGCGGCGAAGUCGUCGAAGCCCCGGAGCCCGCGCCACGCGGUGCUCCUCGAGGCGUGCUCGACGCCCAAGGCGCAGAUCGUCGCGCCCGCGCUCGCCCUCGCGGGGCUCCGGUGCGCCUACUUCGCGUUCCCCAUGUUCGAGGCGCGGGACCGCGUCGUCUGCGUCGAGCUCGGCGCGGACGUCCGCGCGCUCGCG